Balearica regulorum gibbericeps (East African grey crowned-crane) is the source of this 982-nucleotide messenger RNA. The record is from RefSeq and is a predicted model, not a curated record. Lineage: Eukaryota; Metazoa; Chordata; Aves; Gruiformes; Gruidae.
AUGCCAGAUACACCAGCUGUGAAAACUCUGGAUGCAGUGUGCAACAAUCCAGCAGCAUGCACCAUUGCUGUUGCCCUGAGAUACUUGCCUGGUCAGCCAUUGAACUUCAAAGCGGAACCUGAGUCUGAAACGAGCAUAUUACUUUCCUGGACACCUCCACGCUCUGAUACCAUUUCCAGCUAUGAGCUGGUUUACAAAGAUGGGGAGCAUGGGGAGGAGCAACGAGUUUCCACUGAACCUGCUACAUCUUAUCGCCUGCAAGGCUUAAAGCCAAACAGCUUGUACUUAUUCCGUCUAGCUGCACGUUCUCCUCAAGGCCUGGGUGCUUCAACAGCAGAAAUCUCAGCAAGAACCAUGCAGUCAAAGCCAUCAGCUCCUCCUCAAGACAUUAGUUGCACAAGCCCCAGCUCCACUAGCAUUUUGGUAAGUUGGAAACCUCCACCGGUGGAAAAACAGAACGGCAUUAUCACUGCAUACUCCAUCAAGUACAUUGGAAUUGAUGGAGAAGAUGUCAAGCCCCAUGAAAUUUUGGGAAUUUCCUCGGACAAUACCCAAUACCUUUUGGAACAUCUGGAAAAAUGGACUGAGUACCGGAUCUCUGUGACUGCCCACACUGAUGUUGGACCUGGCCCAGAGAGCUUAGCAGUAUUGAUUCGGACAGAUGAAGAUGUUCCUAGUGGUCCUCCUCGCAAAGUCGAGGUAGAGGCUGUCAACUCUACUGCUGUUAAAGUGUCAUGGCGCUCGCCUGUGCCCAAUAAGCAGCAUGGUCAGAUCCGAGGAUACCAGGUCCACUACGUGAGGAUGGAAAACGGAGAGCCAAAGGGUCAGCCCAUGCUGAAGGACAUUAUGCUGGCUGAUGCACAGGAAAUGAUAAUUUCUGGGCUUCAGCCUGAAACUACAUACUCUUUCACUGUGACAGCCUAUACAACAAAAGGUGAUGGAGCACGCAGCAAGCCCAAACUCAUAUCUACUACUGGUGCAG